AGAGCAGAAAUACAUAAACAAAGAACCUUCGACGCUUCCAUCCCGAGAGUGAAGCUUCAUAAAAAUGUCAAUCGCCGGCGAAUCACCGGGAGGAAAACCGCCUGAAUAUCCAUCGGACGAGAGGAUUCCGAAAUUGCCUGGGGGAAUCGAGGGGAUUAUUCUCUGGACGGACUACGCCGUGCAGCAAGCAGUGAUUGCGCAGAAGACAGUCGAGAGCACUGUGGAGAGCGCAAUCGAAGCCACCAGAUCGCGAAUUGAUCGCAUCCUCAACACCUCUUCGGCGCAUUUCAACCAAACCAUUGAUUCUUUUCAAGACUUGAAGUCUGACUAUAGCCAAUAUGAGGAUAUUGCUUUUGGGAAGAUUAAAGAGGGCUGUCUUCUUGCCGCUUCACACCCAUUGAUUACAACAGGAGCUGUUCUUGGUGUGGGAUUUCUGGGUCUAAAAAGGACCAGACAAUUCUUCUACUACAACACAAUGCGCCUCCUUUUCAGUGAAGAGACUUUGCUUUCUCGAGCUGAUGCGAAAGUCAAGCAGUUGCGCCAAUCAAUUGAUCUUUUGAAGGCUGAAAGUGAGAAAUUGGAGAAGAAAGCGAUGCAAGCUGAAGAAGACGUGGUGCGAGGAAGGACAAAACUCAGGCAAGCAGGAAAGCAAAUACAAAGUGCCCUAAACUCUGCUUAUAAGAUAGAAAGGCAAGCAAGAGGCUUGAAGGAUGUCCUUAGAGAGCUUCCCAGUAGAGAAUCAUCGCGAUUUCGAACUCAAGUUAAUAACGUUGCGAAAGAGGCAAAGAAAGAAAGGAAUGCUCUGUCCAAGGAAGUCGCCAGAAUCAGCAAUCAUGGGAUCUCAGUCUGAACAUCAAUCAUCUCAUUUUGCAUUCUCUCCAUUGAUAUUAAGCCUAUAUUAGAUUGUUGUUGAACUUUUUUGAUGCUUUAUAUAGUAACUCAAAUAAAAAGUUUGAUUUCAAAGCUGUAGCUCAAAAUUUUGCUAUAGGACAAAUACAGUCGAAAUUCAUGGAUGAAUCGACGGUCCUAACCUCUUCUUGAACAAGUAAAGAUUUCAAGUGCGACUAUGGAGGUCAAGUAACUUCCGACACCCUCAAUUGCUUUUUA
Molecule: messenger RNA, 1107 nt
Organism: Sesamum indicum (sesame)
Lineage: Eukaryota; Viridiplantae; Streptophyta; Magnoliopsida; Lamiales; Pedaliaceae
Product: alanine-tRNA ligase
Source: RefSeq, a predicted model, not a curated record